UGUGUGUGGGGGGGGAGAGCUCACAAUAUGAACAUUAUUAUGGUGAGGUGGGUAAGGUCAGCUGUUGCGGAUCGGAGAGCUCCCCCAGGUCCACAAGCACAGCCAGAACCCCAGAUUUUACCGUCUUAGCCAAAAUAGUAGGCUUGCUGAACCUGCCUCCACAUUCCAGAGCAGCACAACCUGUUCUGUACUGAGGAUGAGGCCCAGAGGGGGGUGGAUGACUUCAUAGAUGCCCAUGGGAACUGUCCCCACUAAGACCCUGAAGCAGCAGCGUCGUCUUCACCUUUUCAAGUUCGAGAAAUGUGGGUGUUUUCAAAAGCUAGGGGUUUUUGUUUUGUUUUGUUGUUUUGUUUUGUUUUUGCAUUCUCUUUGUGUUGUGCAAAGGUUCAAACUUGGCCUUGGGUAUGCAAACCUUAUCAGCGGGACCCUCACUGUACCCCCUGACACCCAAGCUUCGGGAAUGAGCGCUGACCCAGUUGCCUCUCCCCCAGAAAAACCGAAGGUGUAUCAAGGUGUCCGGGUGAAGAUGACCGUGAAAGAACUCCUACAACAAAGAAGAGCACACCAGGCCACCUCGGGGGCAACUCUGUCAGGAAGCAACAGUAUCCACCUUCCAGACUCCAGCACGCCAUCCUCUGCAGGACUAUAUUUUGAACCCGAACCGAUGUCUUCCACACCCAGCUAUUUUCAACCCCGAGAAUUUUCCACCUGUGUCUCUUGUGAGGAAAGUCCAAGCUGCCUCGACCAGAUCUUUGAAUCCUACCUUCAGACAGAGACACUCACAGGGCCUUUGCUCAACUCCACGCAAAGUGCUCCCCACUAUUUCCCAGACAGCUGUCAAGCGGCCCCUUUCUGCUAUAACCAGAGCCUGACUCCAGAAUCGCCUUCGGAUUCCUCCAGUCUCUCUGGCUCCUUUGACUGCAACUACUCACCAGCUCAGCUGCCUUCCUACACUCCAGAGAAUUACUCAUCUCCGCCUUCUCUGGAUUCCCUAAACCACAGCCUCCCAGAGGAAGGCUACCCUUACCACCACCAUUGGCCUUCCCACACCCAGUACAACCACUUCUCCCCGGCCACCCCCUCCGUCUGCUACUGUGCAUCCUGUGAAGCCGAGCAUCUGGAUGCUUUCAGAACCACAGAGUUCUUCUCCUACUCCAGCACAGACUAUGUGGACUUUGCCCCCUCGGCCGCCGCCGCCGUCGCCGCCGCUGCCACCACCACCAGCGAUUUCUAUAAGAGGGAAACAAGCUGUGAUGCCUGCUACAGUUAGUAAAAAACCACACUGGAACGUGUCGUGGGUAUAUCUGUUUCUCUACCGCAUCUAGAUGACACUAACAUUCAACCCAUUCACAAAACAUCCCACAUAUGGUUUACAUCUCACAGUUUUAAACCUCCUGACACUAGUGUAGGAAUCGAUAUGAAGCCCUCAAACCUACCUGGUCUUGUGCCACCCUCAUUUUACACACUCACUGUUAAAAAUGUUUGUGUGGAAUUCCCCCCAUGCCUUGCUUCUCAGUGUAACGAACAAACUCUUUUGUAAACUAAUAAAUAACUUUGUAUAAUA
This is a messenger RNA of Peromyscus leucopus (white-footed mouse), 1564 nucleotides long. RefSeq names its product colorectal cancer associated 2 (gene Pou2af3). The transcript is spliced from 4 exons. Bases 230 to 1270 code for a protein of 346 amino acids. NCBI's taxonomy places the organism in Eukaryota, Metazoa, Chordata, Mammalia, Rodentia, Cricetidae. The record is from RefSeq and is a predicted model, not a curated record. Gene Ontology annotation, cellular component: cytoplasm. Gene Ontology annotation, molecular function: POU domain binding; DNA binding.